CAGACCAGAGAGGAGAGAGAGAGAGAGAGAGAUGGAUAGAGAGACAUAGGGAACCAGCAGCAGGAGAACAGAGAACAGAGAACAGAGAACAGAGAACAGGAAUAUCCUCCUGAUCCAGACGUGCCACGACGCGGACGCACCGAGCUCUCCUCCGGCAGGGCCGCCGAGAAUAAGCAUCCAAGGCUCUUCUGCUCAAGAUGGCGGUGCAGGCAGCAGAAAAGGACGGAAUAUCACCGGUGCUGAAGAGUGUGGAGGAUGAGCACCUGAACGACUCUCUGGGGAACCCCGGCCUCAUCUCACCUGACAAGGAUAUAUCUCACCGGCUGACUGUUCCGUUCAGCGGCCGCAUCAGGGGCGGUAUGAGGCCAGGGAAGAAGAUCAUAGUGAUGGGCAUCGUGGAGCUGGAGCCAGAGAGCUUUGACGUGAGCCUGACCUGCGAACGGGACUCGGAGAAGGAGGGGACCCCUCACGACGUGGCCCUGAAACUCACCGCCCGCUUCGCUGACCGCCAGUUCCUGCGCAGCGCCCGCCUCUCUGGGAAGUGGACGGUGGAGGAGGCGUCCACCGACUACUUUCCCUUCAUCCCAGAUCAGCCUUUUAGGAUUGAGAUCCACUGCGAGCACCAGAGGUUCCGGAUAUUCGUGGACGGACACCAGCUCUUUGACUUUUACCACAAAGUAAAAUCUAUCUCCUCCAUCGACACGGUUCAGAUAAAAGGAGAUCUACACAUCACCAAGCUCGGUUAACGCCGCAUUCCUCCUGCUCUGCAAGUCCUGUGAGUGUGUGUGUGUGAAGGACUUGACCACAGAUCACCACACACACACACACACACACACACACACACACACACACACACACACACACACACACACACACACACACACAUGUGCGCCUGUUACGUCAUCAUCCAUAACCCAUCAUGCAACACUGCAGCAGCAUAAACAACUGGAAGAAAGGGCUCCGGCGGUAACAAGUUAGAGUUCUUCUGCUUCAUUCACUAAUACUCGUUCCUUUUCUAUUGAAGAUUAAGCUUUUGAGAGAAUGAAUGUGUUUUUCUCUUUGUAGCCCCAGUUUUUUGUCAGAUCAGGGAUCUCACACUUUAUUAAUAGCACAUUCAUUUUUCAUCCUUGAGGGGUGCAGAGGUAGAGGCAGGUGUGGAGUGCUCUCAAGGAAAAAUAAGUCUGAUGUUAUAGAAACCAGGUACUCAGGAACAAAUAUCUGACUCUGAGCAGCUGAUAUGUUGCUGAUGGGUGGAAAUCUCCAAGAUUUGAUGAUUGAUUAAAUGUUUUAAUUCUGCAACUCUUCCAAAACCUUUUUGGAUAAACUGGAAAAUGCAUGUUGAACAAGUUUAAAAAAAGACACUGGUCAUAGUUUGUGACAAAUGUGCUGCAAAAUUCUGCAGAAUCGGACCUGAGCAAUGUUCAAAUAUCCAAAUCUGGUCUCACAAACAUGAUUUUCCUUUCAGAUAACACUGUUAAAGUAAAAAUAUUGCAGGUGGUUUGAUGCUAACAGAAUAGCUCUACUUAUUGGUGCACUUAUCCUCUAAAACUCAAAUAUUCUGAUUACGAUAGAGAGCAGUAGUACAUGUUAUCUCUGUGCUGAGUUAACUCCGUCGGCGCUCCCCUGCCCUCCCUUGGGUUUAUCCCAGUUGUCACGGUAACAAGCUGCAGUCUCACCGACCUAAAUCCCCCGAAAUGAGGAUUAUAUCCUGACGAGAUGUCACAGGAAGCGUAUUAAGCGUAAUUGCAGGCGUUCUCCUGAAGAUAGAAAGUCCAGCGUGCUGAACAGGAAGUAGAAUUAUGUCUGUUUACUCUGGUGGACGAGGAGAAAGCAGCUUUUAAAAAGAGUUUGGAAUUUGAACUCACACAAGCAGAACGCAUUUGUUUCACGCAAACCUCUUCUGAAUCAAACACUAAACUGAUAUGCAACUAAUUCUUAAUUAGAAAGGAACUCUCUUCAGAACACAUUUAAAAGAAAUCGAAGUCAUAAGUGUGCAGGCGUUGAACUAAAACCUUCAGAUCCUGGUGGUUUUUUGAAUGUAUAGUAUUCAUGUUUCUAUAGUAGCAUAGAAGAUAUAGUGAUGCACAGAAUUGUUACUUACUGUCACAGUUUUUUGGUGGUUAUGGCCGGUGCUGUUAUAGUCUGUUUACAGUCCCACAGUCGUGUGUUUUAUGGCUUUUUAAAGUUUUUCCUGAAGCAUUCCACUUCAGAGUUUUGUUACAAAGCAGUUGCAUCCGAGUUUAAUGCAGCCAGCAGCUUUUUUUUUACAAGUCAAAGUCUUAACAAAUACUUAGAAGUUUUCUGCAAAGCAAAACUCACAGUAUUUAAAGUAUUAUGUCUCUGUUUACACCUUUUGAGAGUAUCAGCAUUCACACAUCUAUUAGAACUAAGUGAGACGUUCACUGCAAAGGGCUUAUUUAACUUAUGGAUUUAUUAAUGAAUAAUGCAUAAUUUACUAAUACGUUUAUAGAUCAUUUAUAAGCUAUUGAUAAGAACAGCUUCUGGAAUGUGAGGAAUCAUUUUGUGUUUCUAUUGUAUUUGGUUAUAAUGCAGUUAUAAAUGUUGAAAAAGGUUCCUGACUUCCCCCCUUUUUAAAUCUUAAAUUGUCGAUGUGGUCCUGCAUGAAAAACGCUAUAAUAAAAAAGCGAAAGGGGAUUUUUCAACCUGUCAACCCAGAAGUUGUUCCUAUUAAUGGCUUGUAAUUAUAUGAUCCAUAAAACAUGAGCUAAAUGUUUAUUAACCAUGAAUUAAAUCCUAUAUUUACAAUUAUUAGAAAGUCAUAGAUUGGAGCAGGUUGGAGAAGCUUAGAUCAUCUUUGGAGACGGACGUUAGAGUUCAUAUCAAACAGAAAAUUGAAUUCUUGCUCUUCAUGCUGUGUUCGUUUCCACGUUUUGAGCAGCUCGAAGCAAAGCGUAGUAGACUGUUUCACACGGCUGCAAACGACGUUUUUUACACCUCAGUUUAGAUCCGAACAACCUUUCUGCUGCUGUGAAAUUGGACAAAGCCAUGACAUCUGUGCAGAACAGGUGCACUGACUCUGUGACCUCUGCUCACAUUAACGAAGCCUUCUUUUUUUAGAUUUCUGUUUACAGACAGUACAACACAGAGAGGCUUCCAUGCAUUUAUACAAACAUGCACUGAGUGUUUAUUAGCAAUAAGGCCUCCGCUCUGGUGCAGAACUCGUUUUCUUCCUCAGCUCCUUUGAGCGCUGGUUUAUUUUUAGACACAAACAGGAAGUGAGUAGAGUUUGGUCUGAGAGGGCGACCAGAGGAGCAUUUAACAAAAUGAAGCGAGCCGGUUACGAUGCAGCUUUAAACUCCAGUGUUACAACAGAACAAACGUGUACAAAUAAUGUGUAAAAGUGUUGACCGGCUGUGGUUUUUUUGGAUACUGUUUUUGUGUUCUUUCUAUUAACUGGUGACCAUCCAAUUGUAAAGCUACCUGUAAUAAUGUUUAUAUACAACAUGUAAAAGAGUGUGUUUCAUGGACGUGUUAAAGAUUAGAGCUGCAAUGAUUAAUCGAUUAGUUGUCAACUAUUAAAUUAAUCGCCGGCUAUUUUGAUGAUUUGGUUUGGGUUAUUUUCCCCAAAAAAUAUCUGAAAUUUGUUUGAUUUUCAGCUUCUUAAAUGCAAAUAUUCUCUGUUUUCUUUACUCGAUGAAAGCAAACUGAAUGUGUUGGAGUUGUGGACAUAAGAAAGGAAGUUAUCUUGGGAUUUGGGAACACUGAUUCACUGACAUUUUAUAGACCAAACAACCAAUCGAUUAAUCGCGACAAUAAUGAAAAUAUUCGUUAGCUGCAGCUCCUCAGUUUGGAGUUGUAGUGGAGGGAGAUGGACAAUUCAAGACUCUGACCAGGGAGUGUGUUUGGUUUAUGUGUGUGUGAGUGUGAGUGUGUGUGUGCAGCUGAGCUGGGAGUGUGUUUUUUCUUACCAUAGCACGUUAAACUCUUCAUUAACAGACUGUUUUCCAGCUGUGUGUUGGGAUUCUUCUGCACAGUUUUGUUGCGGUGCAGCUACAUGAUGAGCUGGAUGUGGUACUGUUGCACUUUGCUGGUGUCCGCUGAAGGGACUCAGAACUGCUUAGCGUUCCAGUACAAAAAAAACAUUUUCAGUAUAUGUUAUUAGAAAACCUCAACAUAUAUUGUGUUUCUUGAAAUAUAAUGAUAAAUACCUGAACUCCUAAUGAUCCCACGUCUGCAAAAAAUGAUUCUUGCCUCUAAACUAUUUGUUUUAAUUGUUCUUUAACCCUUUAAAGGUGCAACUGAAUGUUAUUCUCAUCCUGAUUGUAAUCCGAUUAUAAAUAAAUACCCAGGUGGAAAUACUGUUGAUAUAUAGUAUAAAUGAAAUCGGCCACCCCUUCCUGUCGUCAAACCGUUUAUGAUCCGUGUGUUGACCUGCUUUUGGACUUUGGAUGUACAUAUUUAUAAAGGAGGCCCGGCGGGUUUUGUGUUUGACAACGAGGAACACCAAGUUAGAGUUACAAGCGUUUAGUUGUGCAUGUUAGUUUGUACUGGCGUCAAUGAUGAAGCAUGCUCUUUAAUUUUCUUUCCAUUUGCGUGUGUCAAGGGCAGAAAUUCCUUUGAACUUUUAUAGCCUAGUAUUUAUGAAAAUUACAGUUUACCUUACUAAAUUCUUUGAACACCUCCCGACACUCUAAGUAUCUAAAGCUGUUUUUUCUCCCCCAAGACUUUUAAAAACGACACAAUGACAAAAACCUACAUAACAUGUUGUGAGAACAUCCAUUUAGGAAGUGUCCUCUGAGUAGAAGUCGGCCUGUGUUGUGUGGUUGUACGUUCAUGUUAUCAGUUCUGUUUUUUUAACGGUGUAAUAACCAGCAGGGUUGUGUGUGUGUGUGGUAACGUCAUGCCUACUGUAUUGGUACUAUUUUAUGCUGUUUAUACGAAGGCAUCUUGAAAAAGGUUUUUUUAUAAUGAUGAAAGUAACUGAGGUCAAAUAUUAAACAUUGAAGAUUUCUUUCUUUUAAUCAUAAAACAAGAUCAACAGACAUUUUGACUUUUUCUUUCUGGGAUGUAAGAAGUCUGAGGUUCACCAGGUUUUGGCUGUGGAGGCUUUGAUCUUCUGGAAGUGUUUCAUGUCACCAAGCUUCAUGUCGGCUGUUUGAUCUGCUGAGCGACUGUCUGCUCGCUUUUUAAAAAUGCAGCUGCUCCAGAAACAAAAACCCAGCAGCACAGGUAUUUGAUGUGGUUGGGAUUCCCCAAAGUAUCCUGAGAUCACCCUGAUUAUGUGUCCCAAUGAAGAUGUGCACUGAACCUGUGUUUAGUUAAAGACAUUCUACCUUUUAGACCUCUCCAAAUGUUCUUUUUUCCUCCUCAUGCUUUUGUAAAAAACGCUACUUUACAAACAAAUAAACUUCUCA
Anoplopoma fimbria (sablefish) is the source of this 5375-nucleotide messenger RNA. Its product is annotated as galectin-related protein-like. Gene Ontology annotation, molecular function: carbohydrate binding. Lineage: Eukaryota; Metazoa; Chordata; Actinopteri; Perciformes; Anoplopomatidae. Bases 198 to 746 code for a protein of 182 amino acids. The transcript has 5 exons. The record is from RefSeq and is a predicted model, not a curated record.